CCAAUCGCACCCUGCUGCAACACAAAUCCCACCCACCAGCCCCCCCUGCGCGGUCUCUGCCGCGCUGCCGGCGCCCUUUCUCCACCGAACGCCGUGCCGAUGCUUCCAGAACGAGGUUCCGGCCUACGCACGUAUCAUUUUAUUUCUUACACACCUACCUUUCCUUUCGUUUUGCCCAGCGGAGCGCUGUCCGCCCCAAGUGGAAAUAAGCCGCAGGCGAGUCAUGACCUCAUCCCGUCAGCGACGCGAGGAAUCUCUUGGCGAUAAGCAUGGGGGGUGGGCAGCACUGAUCAAUACAUUAGACGGGCUCGCAUUAUCGACCAGCUGGGCGUCAUGUGCCAGCCCGCCCCGUCCAAUCGACAGGCGACCUGCCCCAAUCGCAACUCUUGGCCCUGGCCCUCCGCUGCGUCCGGAGCGGCGCCAGAUAAAUUUGGAACACUCGUAUGAGCCGACACCCCGUUCCCCGCCGCUAGCCCGCAAACCAGAUCUCCAGAUGCACCACGCCGGAAAUGAUGCCACCCAAAAGGCCUCUCCGGCACCAAUGCGGCCUCCAUGGGGGGCUGCCAUGAAAUUGCGCCUGAGGCCCAGCCGUCUCACUUCAUGCGCCGGCGGGGCCUGCCGACUGGAAGGGCAUAGCUUGCAUGUCCUGUGCGCCUGUGUCGUGAGCCAACGUGUCGUUUUGCCUGCUCGUCGUCGGCUGCCCGUUGCGGUAGAUGCCAUCCCAGCAUCUCGACACUCAGCUCCUGCCUUGACCGGUCAGCCCUCGGAGACGCCGCCACUGCGAUCUUCGUGCCAGAACCCAGAACCCGAAUUGCGGGUCAUGCGGUGGACCGAACUUACAGCGGCCUGUUGUGACUGUUCGUUGCAAGCGCACUGCAACCGGACUUGAGCGGUACCGGAUGUGACACGGAGCGACUAACGGCUUUGUGUUGCUAUUAGUGUGAACUAUGAGUCGGAGCGCGUUUUCGGCAGAAAUCGUAAGUUGCAGGGGCUUGACAAGGGUGCCUUCCUAGGUAUUAUCGUAGUGAGUGAACGAAUACGCCAUGUGGGCGGCCAGUGGUUGCAAGCCCCCCAGACCCAUGGGCGAUUGUGGACCGCGGCCGAAGGCGCAGGAUUUCGUGACUGGUUGACGUGAGUGGGAUGCUGAUGCGGUCAUCAGGCCUGCCUGACCGAGGAGAUGCUUGCCGUCUUCGUCGAUGCUCGGUCGUCCGAUUUACGAGCGUCGUCGUCAAGGCCGUGGGUGAAAAUUACAGGAGACGUGCGAUGAAC
This is a messenger RNA of Aplosporella prunicola CBS 121167, 1269 nucleotides long. RefSeq lists its product as uncharacterized. The transcript is spliced from 2 exons. The coding region runs from base 224 to 889 and encodes 221 amino acids. The record is from RefSeq and is a predicted model, not a curated record. Lineage: Eukaryota; Fungi; Ascomycota; Dothideomycetes; Botryosphaeriales; Aplosporellaceae.